This is a messenger RNA of Ostrea edulis (European flat oyster), 6403 nucleotides long. RefSeq names its product chitin synthase chs-2-like. The transcript has 17 exons. The record is from RefSeq and is a predicted model, not a curated record. Gene Ontology annotation, molecular function: chitin synthase activity. NCBI's taxonomy places the organism in Eukaryota, Metazoa, Mollusca, Bivalvia, Ostreida, Ostreidae. Bases 681 to 5660 code for a protein of 1659 amino acids. Gene Ontology annotation, cellular component: cell septum; cell periphery.
AGUAUUUAGUCAUGGCAUGAUAAGAAAAAUUAUAUUGCAUGGCUACGAAGAAAAUAUAUCCAUUUUCAAUUUCACAGGUAAGUAAAAAGGAGAAAAAGAAGGAAUUUUUUCCUCUAAAUUCUCUUUAAAAUAUUUGUAACAUGUAGGUGUAGACAUUAAUUUUUUAUGCAUCAUAUUUCAGAAUAUACAUUUGAUGACGAAAUGAUACAAGACCCAUUUAAAACCAUGUGAAACGUACAUCGUUAAUAUGAUAUAUGUGCAUGUACCAGGUUGUUUAUCUACUGAAAUAUUGGUUAAGAAUUUCAUAGACAUAAUAAAACAAAUAUUAAAAUUCGACUUCGUCUCCAUAAUGUUGUAAAUCAAGCUUCUCCAAACCAUUAGACCGACCCACAAUAAAGUAUUCAAAUUGUCACGUGCGGCGAAACCUACAUAUCUUCAAAAAUUAAGGCCAAUCAGAAUCAUUCCCAUAUUUUGAGAAGUUUAAUUUGGUAGUAGUCGAAGAGAAAAGACAUCUUACUUAAAUAUCACGAUCGCACGAAAAUUGGAUUUCUGAUUUAUUGAGAGAUAAGGAAAGGCCCUGGAAUUACCGAGAAGAGCUUGGGGUUAAUCCCUCCAGAAGAUUUUUCAAUCCUGGAGGUUUGACUCUCCCAGAUGAGGAGGAGGAGGGCGCCCCAAUUCCCAUGAACAUAAUGCAAAACACAAAUGGCGGGAUGUCGAAUCCUGCGUUUGAAGACGACGAGGAAUCGAUCUCAUCAUCAAGUCACGAGGUUUCCAACGAGGAGGAUGAAGUAUUUGAUGAAGAUCCACCAAGUUACAAAUCCAAAGAAUCAAAUCAGGACAUUGAUGAAGAAUCAUCGAAACCGAAAAACUACAAAUGGGACGUUUUUCGGCUGGCAUCGGAUGAUAAUAUUUCUGGGUCUGAAUUAGCAUGUUGGAAUGCAUGCUUCACUGUCAACAGAGUGGUGAUGUGUGUGGUGAUAUGCAUUACCGUUUUUAUAACGUCUGUGAUAUCGAAAUUCACAUUUAUUUUGAUGACAACAAACAUCUUUCCAUCCAAUGGAGAACUUAAAAACCCAAACCAGACUCUAGAAUACAAAAAUUUACAAAGUGUGGAGGUCACCUGGAUUUGGAGCCUAAUUCUUGCCAUAAUAGCACCAUAUGUGUUUACUGUUUUAAAAUACAUUUGGAUUCUAAUUUUCAAGAAGACACGGAAAUUGAAUUGUGUCGUGUUGUUGGCAGCCCUUUCUAUUGAGACGCUACACUCUAUAGGACUUUGUACAUUUGUGUUUGUGGUUCUUCCAAACUUUGAACCAAUAUCUGCAAGUCUUCUAUGUUGGAGCGUGUCCUUCGUGCCAGCCGUUCUGAAAACAAUUUAUCCAGAAAGAACAUUAAAAAAAGUGGAAGAAGACGAGAAAGGUCGAUUGCGUGGUGCUCGUAUCAUUAACUCGGUCGCGGUGUUAUUCCAACUAAGCAGUAUUGGUUUGUGGACGUACUACGUCUAUAACUCAUUUGAUUCCACGGACUCUCAAGCAAUUACUCUGAUGGUGCUCAUGGCAAUGUCUCCAAUACUGAUUUCUGUUACAUGGUGGGAAAACUACGUAAAGCAAGCCAAAUCCAAAAGCAGCAAAUCCAGCGACCCCGGAGAGGAGACAUCAGUUCUGAUGCGAUUAAAGUUAAACAUGAGACGUCACAGAGUAAAGAUCGGUUGCCUUGUGAACUUGUGGAAGAUUGUAAUGACUCUCAUUGUAAUGCCAAUCGUAAUAUUUGGGAUAUCCUGUGCAGACGGGGGCAGCUGCAUUAAUGUUUUAUUCUUUCAAGCGAAGGAGAAAGCUGAUCUGAGAAACAUUGUGAAUGCAAGUAUGACUGACAAUCGAUACUUUGGAAAGGACUGCAUCUCCUAUUAUCCAUUCAUGAUUUCAGUUGCGAAUAUUCUCUCGAAUAUUAUAUGUUUUAAAAUUGGCAAAGCUGCCUGUAAGAUCUUGGCACAGAAACUUUGCUUUGCAUUGCCUAUUGUUUUGUCAACACCAGCUGUAAUAGGAAUAUUUCUUGGAUUCUACGCACAAACAACUUCUUUCGCAUUGGGAUCUUGUUUAACACCCAUACCAGUAUGGAUUGAUGUAAACGCGAACCCCACUAUUCUUUUUGAGAUUAUAGACACCUACUGGGUGGUCAUCGUCGCGGGCACUUUAGGAUACUUCUCCAUACUCCUUGUCACAAACCACGUAUGGUCUCCUAGUAAGGAAAGGCUUAUUGCAACUGACAGAUUAUUUGUACAACCUCUCUUCAAUGGAGUCCUGUUAGAUCAGUCCCUGCUGCUCAAUAGAAGGCGCACUGAUGACGAGUUUAAGAGCAUUGAGGAAGAUAAAAAAUCUGACAAGGGAGUCCCAAUUCCAGAAAACGACGAGGAAAACCAGAAACAAGACAUUGAUUGGUCAAUUCUGAGAAAAGAUGAUACACCGAUGAUAUAUAUGUGCGCAACUAUGUGGCACGAGUCAGAGAUCGAGAUGAUUCAGAUUCUAAAAUCAAUAUUCAGGCAAGAUGAAGACCAAUGCGCCAGACGUCAUUUACAAAUGUUUCUUGGAAUUAAAGACCCAGAUUACUAUGAAUUUGAAGCUCACAUAUUUUUUGACGAUGCAUUCCAAGCGCAUGGUGACGAAGAUUUUAUUUACUAUGUCAACGAUUUCGUAAAACUCCUAGUCAGCUGUAUCGACAUUGCUGCCAGUGCCGUACACAAGACGGUGAUGAUCAUUCCGCCACCAGUAAAAUACCCAACGCCAUACGGUGGCCGGUUAGAGUGGCAACUUCCUGGUGGAAACAAAAUCAUAGCACAUCUCAAAGACAAAGCUAAGAUACGACACAGGAAGCGCUGGAGUCAGGUCAUGUACAUGUACUACUUCUUGGCCCACAAAUUGAUGAACAUCCCCCAGAAGUCAAAGACCCAACGCAGAAUCAUUGCAGAAAACACGUAUUUGUUGGCACUUGAUGGUGACGUAGAUUUUCAGCCAAAAGCAGUACAGUUACUUGUAGAUCGAAUGAAGAAGAAUACUAAAGUCGGGGCAGCCUGUGGACGAAUUCAUCCAAUAGGGUCUGGACCAAUGGUAUGGUAUCAACAGUUUGAAUAUGCUAUAAGCCAUUGGCUGCAGAAAGCCGCUGAGAACAUAAUGGGGUGUGUACUAUGCAGUCCUGGGUGCUUCAGCAUGUUUAGGGGAUCAUCUUUGAUGGAUGAUAACGUUAUGAGAAGGUAUACCACACCUCCAACUGAGCCACACCACUACGUGCAGUAUGACCAAGGUGAAGACCGAUGGCUGUGUACUCUUCUACUACAGCAAGGAUAUAAAGUGGAGUAUGUAGCAGCUAGCGAUGCGCUAACGUAUGCCCCAGAAAGUUUCUAUGAAUUCUAUAAUCAGAGAAGGAGAUGGUCUCCGUCAACAAUGGCCAAUAUAAUGGAUCUUCUAAUGGACUGGAAGAACGUCACACGAAAGAAUGAAGAUAUUUCUAAGCUCUACAUCCUGUAUCAGACGUUUCUCAUGGUUUGCUCCCUUUUGACUCCCGGAACAAUAUUUUUGAUGAUACUUGGAGCUAUUUCCAUGGCUUUUCCGAUCAUGCCGUCCGUUGCUUUCACAGUUAAUAUUAUUCCAGUUAUAGGGAUGGUACUUCUUUGUUUUGUUGCGAAAACAAACGUACAGCUGGCUUAUGCAGCUAUUGUUUCCACUAUCUAUUCUCUGCUGAUGAUGGUUGUAAUUGUGGGACUACUGGUUGAGGCGGCAGGCGCAGGGCUAUGUUCUGUAACAACAUUGUUCCUUCUAUUUGUGAGCGGUGUGUUUGUAUUUUCCGCACUUCUUCAUCCACAGGAAUUUUUCUGCGUGUUUCACGGCUUCCUUUAUUUCCUAUCCAUUCCUUCCAUGUCCAUGCUUUUGAUGAUCUACUCUCUUGGAAACUUGCACGUGGUAUCAUGGGGGACAAGAGAAACAAAAGUAGCCGCUCCUCCAUCUCAUCAGCAAGGGACACAACCCUCUCAGGAAAAUAAAGUGCAGACCUGGCUAAACAAACUGGGAGUAGGAAGUGCUGUUGGAACAUCAGAUUAUACAUUUUCUUGUGGAAAUCUUCUACGAUGUGUGUGCUGUCCGAACUCAUCUACCCAAACAGAGGAUAUGAGAUUUCGGGCGAUACUGGAGAGGUUGGAUGAUAUCGAGUCACACAUGACAGAGGUUACCCAUAGUCGGAAUCCCAGUCAAUUUGACGCUGAUUCAACAAUUAAUGUAAAAAUGGAAGAGGAAAAUCAACCUUUUUCCAAACAGAACGGGAUAUUUGAAGGAGCCGUAGAAAGAAUAAAUCCAGCUUUUAUGGAAGAAAAGCAAAAACCACCUGACGAAUUGAAAAAUCCACAUUGGAUAUAUGAUGCAUCUUUGAAAGAGGGCGCUGUUGAUUUUCUCUCUGAAGAUGAGAUUGUGUUCUGGAAGCAAUUUAUUCCACAAUAUCUUAAACCAAUUGAAGGAGACAAGGAGCAUGAAAAACAAGUACAAAAGGAUUUGAUUGAGCUGAGAAACAAAGUGUGUCUUGCCUUUCUGCUGAUGAACGCCUUGUUUGUAACCAUUGUGUACGUCCUCACAGAGGUCAACGCCAGCACUAGUCAGAGUCUAUCUAUUCCAUUACCAUGUACGGUAGCGGGUGGACGACCUGGACAGGGUUAUAUUGAACCAAUAUCAUUCGCUUUCACUGCUAUAUUUGGAAUUAUGCUCUUGUUGCAAUUCAUUUGCAUGCUUUUCCACCGAUUUUCUACCUUCAUACACAUAGCUGCUUCCACAGAAAUCCGCUUAAAACGGCGAUUAAUCAAUACAGUUCGAGGAACUGAAACGGGACCCAAAGAUAUCGGCGUUGAAGAAGGUUUACAACUAGUGAAAGAAAUGCAGGCACAGGACAACUCCGAUACGAUGUCCGUCAUUUCUCAAGAGACGACAGCAAGUGAUGAUUUAGAGCUUCAAACUCCUGCGAGGGGCAAAGAACUAUGGAAGAAAUUUGGCCAAAGGCAAAGAAUGGUAGUUGGUGGGAAAACACUUUCUCGUAAUUUUGCGAAGAAUUUUGCGAAGUUACAAAAAGCAAUGAAAGAGGAUGAUGAGUCUAGUACCCGAGGUAUAUCAGAACAAACACCAGACGAUGCACAAGAGGACAGAGUAGCCGCAAUGCAGAGAGCUUUCAAAAACAAAUUUCAGAGAAAAUCUCUUAUGACAAUUGUGUCCCUUGCUCAAAAUAAGAGGCAAAAAGAAGAAAUACAAAAAAGGGCUUCACUACUUAAGAAAAAGAAGAUACAGUCUGCAUGGGUUGCUGCAGCAAAUAGAAUCCGACUGAAUGAGCGCAUGAAUGCACAAGAGAAUAAUACAGGAAACAGGAUGAGUAAGGUGGGAUUUGCUGAUAUAAUGAAAACUGCUGCAGCUCUUGAAAGAAAGAAGAAACUUUCUCUCCAACAGAAAAAAGAAACAGAGAAUUCAAUGGAAGAAAUAGAAGAAGAAACCGAAGAACCACCGAAACAAAUAAAUGAGAGAAAGGCCCGGAUAUCUGUUGACCAUGUAUCCGAGUGGCCUGAUGAGCAUUCAUACGCUGUUCAACCAUCAGAAAUUCCUGAGAUGGAGGGAGAUUAUGCAACAGCUGAUGUGUUGUUUUAAGCGGAUUCUAAAGUUAAAAGAAAGCAAUGAUAACUGUGAUAAAAGCCAAGAAGAUAACGUUGUAUAAUAUGAUAUGUUUAUUUACCCAGUUGUAUUUAUUUUUAUACAUGUACUAAGUAUACAAAAUAUAGAUAUAAGACGUAGUUUAAUUGUUUGUUUUUUUUUUCUCCCGAAUAUUUGUAAUACUACUUAAUUUGCAAUUUUUGUAUUUUUUAUUCAUUGAAAUACAAUGAAAUUAAAUCAUAAUGUGAAAAGUUGAAUUUUAAUUCAAUGUACUGAAUUUGAUUUAACUAUUAUAUCACUUUGAUGAAUUUGAUUUGAUCUGAUUAACUAUUAUAUCACUUUGAUUGUAUUGAUUUUUAUAUAUGUUACUUACUGUAUGUAUACUGAACUUCAUGAUCUAUUUAACAGAUGUAGUCAUUGGCACUUUAUUUGUGAAAUUCACAUAGUUUUACUUACUUUUUUGCUUGUGCUAUGUUUUUCACAGGCAAUAAGACUAAUGAAUUCUUGUUUCACAGAUAGCUCUCGAGAAAUAACAUUUUACUUUGUCGAAUACUGCGUUUCAACGUCUUAUGUGAUUGUGACGAAAUGAAAAAACGAUUUGGUUUAUCAAAGGUUUACACAGCUAAAUGUUAUAAUAUAAUAUUUAUACUAUACUGUGUAACUUCAAAGCAUCCACAUUAUUCUUUAUAAUGCAAGAUCUGAUAUGUACCAUUCACUAAAAAUAAAUAAUUCUUUAAAAA